UGUGCAAAGUCGGGCUUCAGUUCUUCUUGACGAUGCUGUCUAUUAGCCUUACUGCUGAUGUCAGUUAGUCUUAAACAAUUAAUUUCUCUUUACACUCUAUUCUGGGAAAUGUUUUCAUGCAUAUUAAGUAACAGAAAGCGACUUAUUGUCAAUCAGGAGGAGGAGAAGGGAAAUUUCCCUUCGGUACAAUUGCUUCAAUAAAUACAUGAAUUGUUCGAACCGAUUCAGUCGUGCAGAAGCAUCCACUGCCUCGACACUCAAGCGAGCCAGGACAUAAUGGCGUAUCAUGGCAGAAACCCAGGGAACGUGCCUCCGCACAACCCCAAUUAUGGAAGUAAUCCCGCACGACACCACCAGGAUGGUUAUCCGGAGGGACGUAACUGGGUAGGUAAAACCGAAGGAAAUCGACACGGAGGUCAUAGAGAGGAUCGCCCCCACGGGGGUACUCACGCGGGACAUCAACGUAGGGAUCAUCACCAUGGAGUUGAUCCCGUCGGUCAUGGAUACGGAGGUCAUCCUGGGGGAUAUCACCGCGAAGGUAAUCCAGGGAGGCCUCGACCCGGAGGGUACCUUCCAGGACAUGAUCACGGAGGGUAUCCUGCAGGACAUUAUCAUGAAGAAAGUGACGCAAGGACAAUCUAUGAUCAAGAAAUGCAGACUCAGGCCCAGGAGCAGAUUCAGAAGCAACGCACGUUGCAAGCAAGCGCACAGAUGUUGUAUGACGGUUAUGAAAACACCAUGGGUAUGAUUGAGGAACUGGAGAAACACGAAGGGCACAAUAUGUCUGCUGGGUUUUCAGGAUUGAUGACUCACAUCAUCCCAAAGGGAACCAAGAAACCCAAACGUGAU
Messenger RNA from Pocillopora damicornis (cauliflower coral), 849 nucleotides. RefSeq lists its product as uncharacterized. NCBI's taxonomy places the organism in Eukaryota, Metazoa, Cnidaria, Anthozoa, Scleractinia, Pocilloporidae. The record is from RefSeq and is a predicted model, not a curated record.